Molecule: messenger RNA, 3127 nt
Organism: Morone saxatilis (striped sea-bass)
Lineage: Eukaryota; Metazoa; Chordata; Actinopteri; Moronidae
Gene: aoc2
Product: amine oxidase copper containing 2
Exons: 5
Coding region: 1-2265 (754 amino acids)
Biological process (GO): amine metabolic process
Cellular component (GO): plasma membrane
Molecular function (GO): quinone binding; copper ion binding; primary methylamine oxidase activity
Source: RefSeq, a predicted model, not a curated record
AUGAACUCACUAGUGAAAUGGGCGCUCAUCCUCUUCGUCCUCGUCUCCAUCAUUCUCAACAUCGUCCUGAUCGGCAUCCAUUCCGGCAGGGCGCCCAAAUGUUCCGCUCAGCGCGUCCACCCGCUGCGGGGCCAGCACAACGAGCGCAGCCUCGUGUUCGCUGACCUCACCCAGGAGGAGUACGCGCAGGUCCAGCAGUACAUGCUCAAGCAGAAGGACUUGGAUAUAUCCACCAACCAGAUCACCAAGCCGUCGGAAAAUUUCUUGUUUUUAAUAGACCUAUCUCUGCCCAAGAAAGCGGACGUGUUGGCUUACUUGGACCAGGAAACUGGUCGCAAGCCGGUAAGAGAGGCGACGACGGUGGUCUUCUACGGCGCCCGUGGCUACAUUAAGGAGUAUGUAGUGGGACCUCUUCCCAACCCGACAUACCACAGAGAUGUCACUAAGGAGAGAUACAAAAUGGACCUGCCUAUCACCGCGCGCACGGUCACCAUCGGGGAAUACGUUUUGCUUUUCCAGUUUCUUAAUAAGGAGGUCUUCUCCAAACUGCCGGUGCUCAUGAAAGAGAGCUUCGACGUGAGUGGGCACGAAGGUCUGAACGCAUUCGAGCAGAUGCCCCGCGGGGUCCGAUCCGGGGACAGAAAAACUUGGAUAUCUUUCUUCAGGAAUCUGAGCGGCAUGUACAUCAACCCGGUGGGCUUUGAGGUGCUGGUCAACCACGAGAGCGUAAACGCGUCCAGCUGGAGAGUGGAGCGGCUGCUUUAUAACGGCCAGUACUUUGACACCGUAGAAGAACUUCAAUCAAAAUAUAAUGCGGGAUCUGUGAAGAAAAUAGUCUACAAGAAGGGGCCGAACUAUAGUUCGUUGAAACCCAAGCACAAGCCUCUGCAGAUCGGCCCGCAGCUGUUUUACGCCGAGGGGAAGCGCUACAGCGUCAGCAACAACCACGUCCUGUACCUGGACUGGAGCUUUGCCUUCGGGCUCAGCUCUCUCACGGGCAUGAGGGUUUUUGAUGUGCGUUUCAAGGGCGAGAGGAUUGUGUACGAGCUGAGCGUGCAGGAGGCCAUGUCGGUGUACGGUUCAGUGACUCCGGGGAUGAUGAUGACCAAGUUUCUCGACACAAGCAUUGGGAUAGGGCGCUUUGCGCACGAACUGGCCCGUGGCGUGGAUUGCCCCUACGAAGCCCACUACGUGGACACAUACCGCUACAUCGAUAUCCCACACCCGGCCCGGUUUAGGAAUUCAAUCUGCAUCUUUGAGCACAACAUGGGCCAGCCCUUGCGGAGGCACUUCUCUGACUUUUUCCACAACAGUUACGGAGGGAUGGUGAACAGCGCCCUGGUGUUCAGGACCAUCACGGCUAUAGGGAACUAUGACUACAUGUGGGACUUCAUCUUCUACCAGAGCGGGUCAGUGGAGGCUAAGGUGCACGCCACGGGGUACAUCUCCUCCUCCUACCUGGUGGAGGGUAGUCUGAAACACGGACACCAGGUGGCGGAGAAUGUGCUGGGGAACAUCCACACCCAUUUCAUCAACUUCAAGGUGGACCUGGAUGUGUUGGGAUUGAAGAAUGUUUUCCAGACCAAAGACAUGCAAUAUGUCAAUAUGUCGCUGCCAUGGAUGCCUGAGCACUUCGCUAUGGUCCCUCAGUUGGUGGAGAAGCAACUCAAAACAGAACAGGAGGCCGCUCUACGUUACGACACCAAGACUCCUCGCUAUCUCCACAUUGCUAGCAACAAGACCAACCGCUGGGGUCACCAGCGCUCCUACAGGCUGCAGGUGUUCAGCUUCACUGGGGAUCACCUCCCAGAGAACCAGGCAGAGGAGAGGGCCAUGUCCUGGGCCAGGUAUAAAGUUGCCAUCACCAAGCACAAGGACUUAGAGCAGACCAGCAGCAGUCUGUACAGUCAAAACAACAUCUGGACUCCAGCUGUUGACUUCAGCACAUACAUCAAAGAUGACGAAAGCAUUGAAGACGAGGACCUGGUUGCCUGGGUGACCACCGGCUUCCUCCACAUCCCCCACUCCGAGGACAUCCCCAACACAGUAACAGUGGGCAAUGGGGGCGGGGUCUUGCUGCGGCCACACAACUACUUUGAUGAGGACCCGUCCAUCCACUCUGCUGAUGGGGUGUACUUUGACCCGGGCACAGAGAACAGCUGUGACAACAACAGGAUGGCCUGCCUUGCUCAAGAGACCUGCAGCCCCGUCCUGGAACCCUUCACUUACCAUGGCUUUGAUGGAGUCAUGAACUUUGGGGAUUAGUUGUGAUUUACUGAGCACUGCUAGGUAAAAGUUACAGAGCCCUGAUGUUGAUGAUGAUGAGAUGUGUUUGGGGUUAUUAACAAUCUAUCAAGAUGCUUGUGUCAGUGUGGCAGUAUGGGACAGCAAAUUAUUUGUGCUACGUGUGUUUUAAAGCCCCACCAAGCAAUAAAUUGAGUAAAGGAACUUGGAUGAGCAAGUACAACAUUAUACGGAUCUGUAUUUUUAUCUGUACCAACUAAAUCAUAUGUAUUUGUAUCCGUACUUGGAAUAGGCGGAGAUUAAGCUAACGUACAUGAUGCUUAAACCAUAAGUUUCCUCAAAUUGAUAUGGGUUGAUUUGGUUAUAUUUAUUAGAAAACUAUUUACAGAACAGCAGAGUGAUGUUAUUGAUCAUAGGAAUAAGAGAAUUAUUUACCGAAAAAGAAAAAAAAACGAAGUUGCUCUAUUUAUGAGUAUGGGUAUUGACUCACUCGCUCAACCAUAAUGCUAAUUCACUUUCUUAAAGAGAGAUAAGAAGCUUGUCCUGGAGUCAGGUUGUACUUAGCCUAGCUUAGCAUUAAGACUAAAAGCAGGGGGAAACAGCUAGCCUGUCUCUGUCCAAACAGUGUACAGUUUUGAAGAGUUUGUUUUCACAGUGAUAUUGCCAUUAUGUAUUUAAACCAAAACUGUGCUCACAGACUAUAUCUCCCUGCUUUCAGUCUUUAAAUUGAAGUUAUUAUUAUUAUUAUUAUAAUAGUGAAACUGUCUCCUUGAAGUAGCAGCGCUUUUGGCUGCAACUGAGGUUGGCAUGUGCCGAGGUCCAUUCUGCUGGCUGCCAUGUUUUUUUUUUUUUUUUUAUUAAACUAUGAAUCAUGAAUACUUUA